ACAGGUUGGAUUCUCUCACUAAACUCUAGCUUUGAGACACUUCCCUCUCUAGAAACUAACUUGGGCGUCGGAGGAUUAACGGGCCCUGGAGCCCCCUCUGUGUUCGUGUGUGCAGACAGGCGUCUUACAAGAGAGGGUUCGUGAGUGCCGUACAAGGGUAACGUGUCACAAACAAUUGGCGCGCCAGAUAGGGGAAUAUAACCAGGAGUCAUGAGUGAAGAGGCGCCGAUGAAUGAAGAAAGAGAGGAAAUUAUAGAGGAGCAAUCGGAGCGGAUGAGAGGGCAGACGCCCGAGAUGGAUGAAGGCGAGGAAAGUGACGGCAUGUUUCGGGGGUCUGGAGGCGCCUCGGUCACAAAAAAAGAAUUGUUCAGGAUCAUCGAGGAUCAGGACGAGGCGAUCGAGGCGCUGCGGCGGGAAGUGGACGCCUUGAAGAGGAGUGAAAGGAUGACGCCCAGCCCGACGAAGAAAAGGGAAAGAAUGGAGGAGACGGAAAGUGAAUCAGGGUGUCUGAGGCGCCCAAGUUUGUGGCGCCCACGUGAUCAUGGAGGGCCGGAUGCUAGCGGGUGGAAUGGAGGAAUUUCGGGGCGCCUAUCACGCCACUGCCCCGUGAGGCAGCCUUUGGCACGUUGCAUACUGUCGGAGCCCGCCGGAACCAACAUCCCCUCACUCCCUGCCUAUGACGGGACCAGAGAUCCCGAGGACCACCUUAACGGGUACUUCACCAAAAUGCAACUCUACAACAGCACAGACGCCACCCUGUGCAAGGUAUUCCCGUCCACCUUUUCAAGUGUGGUCCUCGACUGGCAUCAUCAGAUCAAAGAGGGGCGCAUCGAUUGCUUCGAACAGUUCGCAGCGAUGUUCUUAGCAAAGUUUGCCAGCAGGAAGCGGCGCUCCUUGACCAUAGGCACCCUAUUCAAGGUCAGGCAAAAGGAAGGAGAGGCAUUGAGAGAGUUUUACGAGAGGUGGCUAUCCGUGGCCCUAGAAGUGAAAGACGCUCAGCCGUCAGUGCUGGGAGUGUGUCUGAAUGAGUGCACCUCCAGUGAGGAGUUGUGUAGGUAGCUCGCAAAGAGAGACGUGGUAUCCACAGAGGAUCUGGAUCACAGAGUGCAAAAGGUGAUCAUGCUGGAGGAAACAUUAGCGGCCAGAAGGGCGGACCGGAGAAAGAAAAGAGUGGAGGAAGC
Linum trigynum is the source of this 1181-nucleotide messenger RNA. Lineage: Eukaryota; Viridiplantae; Streptophyta; Magnoliopsida; Malpighiales; Linaceae. The record is from the annotation of a GenBank genome assembly.